This is a messenger RNA of Parathielavia appendiculata, 987 nucleotides long. RefSeq names its product phosphoglycerate mutase-like protein. Gene Ontology annotation, molecular function: phosphatase activity. Gene Ontology annotation, cellular component: cytoplasm. The transcript has a single exon. The record is from RefSeq and is a predicted model, not a curated record. Bases 101 to 874 code for a protein of 257 amino acids. Lineage: Eukaryota; Fungi; Ascomycota; Sordariomycetes; Sordariales; Chaetomiaceae.
UAUCUGCCCUGACCCUCACCUACGUCAUUGGUCGCUACACUCACUCACCAUCCUCCAUUCCUUACCCGCUUCCCUAAGAGACAGGAUCAGAGCCGAGACAAUGCCGACGUACAUCCACCUCGUCCGCCACGCCCAAGGCUGGCACAACCUGUCCAAAGAAAACGAGGCCAUCCCAGACCCGGAGCUGACCGCGUUGGGCAAAGAGCAGUGCGCCAAGCUGGCCAAGACCUUCCCUCACCACGCCCAGGUCACCCACCUGAUCGCCUCGCCCAUGCGCCGCACCCUCUACACGUGCCUGCUCUCGUUCGAGCCCGUUCUCAAUAACAGCAGCGGCACCAAGGAAACCGCCCGAAAAGUGGUGGCGUUGCCCGAGGUGCAGGAGAUCUCGCCGCUGCCGUGCGACACGGGGAGUCCCGUCGACAAGCUGGCGGCCGAGUUUGGGGACAGGGUUGAUUUGAGUCUGCUCACGCCCGAGUGGAACGAUAAGUCGAAUGGGAGUGCGUUUGCGCCGAGGAUGGGUCAGUUGGAGGCGAGGGCGCAAAAAGCGAGGGUGUGGCUGAGGGAGUUGGGGAGGCAGUUCGCUGCAGCUGGAGGAAAUGUGGAUGCGCACAUCGUGGUGGUUACGCACGGGGGGUUCUUGCACUUUUUGACGCAGGAUUGGGACGGUAUGAAUCCGGCACAGGGGACCGGGUGGCUUAAUACGGAGUGGAGGAGUUAUGAGUUCGCGGGGGACGAUGAUGAGGAGGCAAGGUUGAGAGAGACGAGGGCGAGUUGGAGGAGACGGCGGGGGAGUGAGGUCGGGCUGACGGAGACAGAGCAGAAGGAGUUAAGGAUCGCCAUGAAGGGGCGGUUGGAGGAGGAGUGGGGGGCGUAGGGUGGUGUGACGUGUUGGGGUCGAUGGUGAGAGUGGCAGCUCAUGGCCAUAGGCGGAUAUGUCAUUUGGCUUUUGUUGGUUGCCAUCCGAGAAUAGGACGUUCUUUCCCUAGU